UUAAUACUUCCUUUAAACACAGAAGGAAAAAUUGAGAAUGGAAAUUUAUGCAAUUCCUACAUUAAGUUAUGUCAGAUGUUGAUAAGGGCAACAUCUUUUUUACGAUAUAGUACAGAGCGGGACAAGUAUUAAAUAUUGAUAGAAUUAUUUGAGUACGGAGGAAAAUAUAUGGCUACGCAUUGCAAGGAUCAAUUGGGUGGUCCGUUACUAAUUAACAAAUUGGAAACUAACGGCAUUACUGAUAAUGACAUACAACGACUUAAAAGUGCAGGCUAUCACACCGUGGAAUCUGUAGCUUUUAGCACACGAAAGGAUUUUUUAAAUAUCAAAGGACUUGCGGAUGCCAAAGUGGACAAAUUAAUAACACACGCGCAAAGUUUAGUGCCUAUGUGUUUCAAUACUGCUUCCCAUGUAUAUCAGAGACGUUCCGAGAUCAUAAUGCUAACGACUGGUUCAACAGAAUUAGACAAGUUACUACGUGGUGGCAUAGAAACGGGUUCAAUUACUGAAAUUUUUGGUGAAUUCCGGUCAGGUAAAACUCAAUUGUGUCAUACAUUAGCGGUCACCUGUCAACUGCCUAAGAUUAAAGACGACGUUUUAGAAAAUAUAGCUUGCGCUCGAGCUCACAAUUCUGAUCAUCAGACAGAAUUACUUAUGCAAGGAGCAGCAAUGAUGGCCGAAUCCCGAUAUGGCUUAAUCGUUGUGGACAGUGCAACCGCUUUAUACAGGACAGAUUAUGUUGGACGAAGUGAAUUAGCUCCUCGUCAGGCGCAUUUGGCAAGAUUUAUGCGCUUACUUCUCAGAUUAGCGGACGAAUUUGGCGUAGCUGUUGUUAUCACCAAUCAAGUAGUAGCUCAGGUUGAUGGCGGCAGUAUGUAUCAGGCUGAUGCCAAGAAGCCUAUAGGCGGUAACAUAAUAGCUCAUGCUUCAACAACUCGUUUAUAUUUGCGCAAAGGACGCGGCGACAAUAGGAUUUGCAAAAUUUAUGACUCUCCCUGCUUGCCCGAGUCUGAAGCAGUUUUUGCAAUAUUACCAGAAGGUAUAGGUGAUGCUAAAGAAAAAUAGCCAAUCUACCAUACUAACAUCCAUCUAAGACCGCAUCAUGUUUUUCUAUGCAUUUGUUUGUUGUUUUUGUUUGAUAUGCUGAUGUUUCAGACGAUGCCAUGUACAACUUGAUCUAGAACUGAUAAUGUAAAGCUUCCUAUCCUAUAAAUAUGUUAAACAAAAAAAAGUUGAACAGUAUGAACAAUAAGUUAAACAUAUAUAAGUAGGCAAAUAAAAACUAAAAGAAAAAAAAAA
Glossina fuscipes is the source of this 1299-nucleotide messenger RNA. Its product is annotated as DNA repair protein RAD51 homolog 1-like. NCBI's taxonomy places the organism in Eukaryota, Metazoa, Arthropoda, Insecta, Diptera, Glossinidae. Gene Ontology annotation, cellular component: condensed nuclear chromosome. Gene Ontology annotation, biological process: chromosome organization involved in meiotic cell cycle; DNA strand invasion; reciprocal meiotic recombination. The record is from RefSeq and is a predicted model, not a curated record. Gene Ontology annotation, molecular function: ATP binding; ATP hydrolysis activity; double-stranded DNA binding.